UGACUGAUAUGUCGCUUGACCUUGAAAUCCGUUUAAAAACAAAAAUGUCCGCACUUAUUGAAUCCUAUGCCAUUGGAUUGGUGCUAUUCAUUCACUGGUCAUUGUUUCAUUAAUUAAACAUUGAACAUCUCUUAAGUGUGUUUGAAUGGACCAUGCACAAAUUUAAAAUUUAAAUUUUAAGACAUUGAAACAAUAAACUUAUCUACAUUUUGAUGAAACUGAAUUUCAGAAAUACAUAUAUGUAUAUACAUAUAUAAAUUUUAGAUUUAAAUAAUUGAUAUUGUUUAGUCAUUUAGUUAGUUAGUUCAUAAUUUAAUCACAUUCAACGUACAAACACCAAUACACAAUCUGAUCCGAAUAAUGAAGCCAUUUACAAAUGAAAUUCAAGAAUGACGCUUGGUUAUGCAUUAAUCAGCUUUAGCAUGGGAAUGCCAGUGCUUUGAUUCAAUCUAUCCUGGUGGUUGCAAUUGCAUAAAUACACACUGUCUACUUUUACUGUGUAAUCCAUUCACAAUGCUGUCAACGGAGGAAUUCGGUUGAAUUUCGACAAUCUAUCUAGUAAUCUCAUUCUCCCUGUAAAAACCAUGCAAAUAUCAAUUAUAUUAAUGAUUCCACUACUACUGAAUAUCCCAUUAUCUUUUACACAACGAAAUUUCCCAGCAGUUAACAAUGAACCUUGUCCAUCUAUGUGUAAAUGUUCAAUAAAUCCAAUCAGUGAAAACAAUAGUGAUUCAAUGUUCAAUAUGCCCGGGAAAAUCAAAUCUGUGCAUAAGGAUAAAAAGAACAAUUAUUUCUAUUAUUCCAUACUAGCAACCUGUUGGAUAACAUCUGAUCUUAUCUCUUUAGAUUGUACAUCGAAAUGGAGUGUUCUACACUUACAAAUAUUAAACGAUGGGAAAGAAUAUUCUGGCGCCUUGAAAUAUCCCAAAAAUGUUCAAAUUCAACCAUCAACAGAUUUAUUUCAUAAGUGUAAAUCAAUUGAAAGACUCGCUAUUUGGGAAAAUAAUCAAAUUAAUUAUUUGCCGAGUAGUUUGUUUAAACCAUUGAUACAUUUAACACGUUUAAUAAUUCAAUUACCAACGCUACAUCGCUUACCUGAUCAUUUUUUAUUAUUUAUGCCAAGGUUAAACUUUUUAAUGGUUUCUAAAUCAUCACAACUUACACAAAUAUCACAGAAAACAUUUGAACCAUGUCCAAGACAUCUGAAAACAAUAUGGUUAUAUGGGAAUGGAUUAGGUGAUUCACUGACGGUGGGAUUAUUCCACGCUUGUGAUCUGUACGAAUUAUGGUUAGGCGAGAAUAAACUUCGGUGGAUGCCGGUUGGCAGUUUAAAUGGUCUAACGAAUCUUAAACACUUACGGCUGAAUAAUAAUCAGCUUCAUGGUUCAUUGGAGGAGGUUUUUGGAGUGUAUGUGGCAGGAAUACGUCUACCUGAAGAUAACGAAAGUCACAGUCGCCAGUAUUCAGCGUUGAGUGAUGUGAGAAUGUUAAAAUUGCUAGAUUUAUCCUAUAAUAAAAUUAAAUCGAUUGAAGGUUAUCAAUGGUCAAGUCUGUGUUCUGUUGAAAACAAUGAAGGUCUUUGUUAUUUAGAAGAACUUCGACUUGAGCAUAACGAACUUGUUUAUCUUGGGCCUUAUGCGUUUAAUGGUCUACCAAGAUUAAGAAAAUUGACACUUUCAGAUAACACGAAGUUGUACACACCAGAAUCGAUUAUGAGUUUAACUCUAUCCUUGCACAGCUUAUCAUUCUCAACAAAUUACCUAUAUGAGGUAUUGAUUACAGUGAGAAGUGAUACACUUGAAGAACGAGAUACUACUACGACUACACUAAAUAUUUGUCAACCAAGCUUGACUGACUCUAGAAUGUUACUCCACAAGAUGGAUAAAUCCUUGAGAUCAAUUAUUCUUCAAAUAAAUCGUCACAGUUGUCAUAAACAAGGUGAAUGGGACAGGGAACUGUCUACACAAAAGACUGUGUACAAUGUUGUCUCUGAUCAACCACUUUGUGUUUCAAAUGGACAUAAUACACAAGUUCGUGAUAACAUCGUCUCAAAUGAAAGCUCAUCUAACCACCAAAGUACAGUUAUGUCAUAUGUGAAACAAUCAACAGAAAUGGAGUUAGCCUCAUUAUUUGUUGGUCUAAUAUGCUUUGGAGUUAUCCUAGGCUCAUCAGUUGUUCUCAUCACAUGGUAUUUCACGAAACCAAGAAAAUCAACUCGUAAACAGAAAUUCAAAAACAGACAACAAAAACAAAAUAGAAUCAGUGAAAAUUUCCUGCCGCUAUCUCAGAUUACUCCUAACCACAAUCAACCAACUCAUCGAAAUGUAUUGCAUACUUCGAAUUAUAUCUAUCCGUAUCACCAAAUGUGUUACACGCCUAAUUUUCAAUCCACUGGUAGUUCAAUGAUCUCUCCAUUAGUCAAUCGUAAUUCAUGUUGUCAGCUACCGCCUAAUAACUUGAUCCUUCAACAAACUAGUAAUCAAAAACAUAGCUACAAUCAAUCACGUGGCACUUCUUCAUCAAAAAUCAAAUUUGCCCAGUCUUUGUCAAAAACCUCUGCUGUUGUUUCAUCCCCCGGUAGGAUGAUGAUGAUGAUGACGAAACAGCCUGACCUGCUGCCAUUAUGUUCACUACCAACAAUGGAAACUAGCGUCAUUUCAGAAUCUGUAUAUAGUUUAGUAACACAGACAUCAUCAACUAGUAAAAUGAAAUGAAUGUGAUGCAAAAUAAAAAUCGAUAAGUUAAUUUGAAAAAUAAUCAAUAUCAAACAUAUAUGUGUAAUUUAACUAAAAAUAACAUAUUAAUAUUUUCAAUGAAAGAUAUAAGUAGGUUGUUUGUUUGAAUGGAUGAAUAAAUAUGCCACUGUUUUAAAUCACCUAGGUAACCAGGAUAUAUAUGUGAUUCAAACAAAGUGUACCCGUGUGAAUUAGAGAUAGAUAGUGCAGAAAUGAGAUAACAUGCUUUCAAUGUAAAACGAAAAUCGCUAUGUAUGGCCAAGUUGAUCAUAAAAUGAGAAUUUAUGUGGAUUUUAACUUUAUUAUGUUUAUUGUGUGAGAAAAAUUUGAACACGUUGAAUGCCAUAGUCGGUGAGAGAGAGAGAUAGACAGAGAGAAAAAUAAAUCUGGGUAAAACUUCUAUUCAAGUUUUCAUUUCUAUAUGUAAUACUUUUAAAU
Molecule: messenger RNA, 3173 nt
Organism: Trichobilharzia regenti
Lineage: Eukaryota; Metazoa; Platyhelminthes; Trematoda; Strigeidida; Schistosomatidae
Source: the annotation of a GenBank genome assembly